Molecule: messenger RNA, 826 nt
Organism: Metschnikowia bicuspidata var. bicuspidata NRRL YB-4993
Lineage: Eukaryota; Fungi; Ascomycota; Pichiomycetes; Serinales; Metschnikowiaceae
Exons: 1
Coding region: 114-644 (176 amino acids)
Cellular component (GO): membrane
Source: RefSeq, a predicted model, not a curated record
AAACAUGCGACUCCUCACGUGAGCAUUGCGCCCCUGUCUCUGUAGCUGAUUCUGGUUAGAAUAUAUUUGUUCCCUAAGCAUUUGAGAGCCAUCUUGUCGAGUCUCUAUAAACGAUGAAUAUUUCUCCAGAGUUUCUUGAGUCGGAUUUGCCCUCGAGCAUCCAAAGAGUAUUGUUGGUGUUGCUUGCGCUUUUUGUUCCGCCUUUACCUAUUUAUCUUUUGAGCGGGCCGAACUACUCUUUAAACACUAAAGAAUUUAUCAUUUGCUGUCUCCUCACCAUUUUUUUCUUUGUAAUUGGAGUGUUCUACUCGGUGAUAUUUGUGCUUCUGAUAUUUCCAACAGCCCGGGUCGAGGCUGGCCGUGAUGGGUAUUUGAGAGUAGGGGACAUAGAAACACAGGCAGACAAUCGCCUUGACACAAGCCACCAAAGCGGCGACAUCCAGCAGCCAGGAGCCGAAGAUACUACUUCAUCCGAGGAGAAUGAUCCAGCCGAGGCCCAUUUCUCAGAUCGCGGAAAAGAUGUCAUUGCUAGAGAAGAGGAGGGCGAGCCUCUUCCUCCAUCGUAUGAUGAAAUUGAGGGGAAUUCGAGGGGUGAUACCCAUGAUGAGAUGACGAAGUUUGGUGAUAAUAAAGUACAGCGCUAGAGCUUCGAGAGAACGCUUCUCAACGUUGACGUGCUUCGCAGUCAGUACUUCUCAUGAAGCAAUGAUAUGGUAAUUUAUGGGUUUAAUUCAAUAAACCACUUAGAUAACUUUCUUCUCAAAGUAUGGCCUUUUGCUAAUUUGCGUUUGGCAUCUGACGGGACUGAAAUUAUUUGGCACCACUC